Messenger RNA from Schizophyllum commune H4-8, 801 nucleotides. RefSeq lists its product as uncharacterized. Lineage: Eukaryota; Fungi; Basidiomycota; Agaricomycetes; Agaricales; Schizophyllaceae. The coding region runs from base 1 to 801 and encodes 266 amino acids. The record is from RefSeq and is a predicted model, not a curated record. The transcript is spliced from 2 exons.
AUGUUACUGCAGCGCGUGCGGGAGCUAGAAUCCCGGAACGCGCUGCUUGUACAGACUGUAUAUGAGCUUCAAGGCGAGCUGAGAGGUUCCAGGAGCGCUUAUGAUGCAUUGCUCAAGCGCCUGGAUGGAUACGCGGGCGAUUCAAGCUCCGCAUCACUUCCUCGUACUGCGCCGCCAUCUACUCCUGCCGAAGCCGCGCUCCUAGCCGUCCGGAACCCGCCAAGAAUUGUCACGCUGAAUCGCAAUGAGUAUUUGCGCGUUCAGUUCUGGUUCCCCGGCGACUUCCUCCGCUGGGUGCGUGCGAAGCUCGAUGUAUCGGCCCUGGGGACGACGGCGGAGAUCCGCCUGCAGUACAGAUUCCUGGAGGAUGCGGAUGGUCAGUGCAUCCAAGAGAAGAGGCGGCUCAUGCUCGAAGUAUUGUAUUCGACGUGGCGCACCUUGCUGCAUGCCCCCGGCUUACUCCCGGAGACGUGGGGUAGGGCCAGCCUCGAGGUGAAGAUGUUCGUGUGGGCAACAAUGGAGGAGGCCUUUGUUGAACUGUGCUUCUGUGACGGACACUGGAAGGUCCAGAAGCUUUGUACGUUGAACUACCCAUGGUGGUAUGCAAAGAACGUGAGACGGACUCUCGAGGGCGGUGAUGGCGAUGGCGGUGACAGUGAUGACAACAAGCCUGAGAAGGGACCCGGAGGGAGAGGUCGAAGGUGCAAGAUCGCGGGCAAGCGCAGUGCUAGCGUGGUGGAUGCGACCCCCGCCUCGGCGGCCCCAAUCAAGAAGCCUAGGACCAAGGUGCGUGAAGAAUAA